Neolamprologus brichardi is the source of this 2721-nucleotide messenger RNA. Its product is annotated as gap junction beta-7 protein-like. Gene Ontology annotation, biological process: cell-cell signaling. Gene Ontology annotation, molecular function: gap junction channel activity. The record is from RefSeq and is a predicted model, not a curated record. Lineage: Eukaryota; Metazoa; Chordata; Actinopteri; Cichliformes; Cichlidae. Gene Ontology annotation, cellular component: connexin complex.
ACACAGGCAGCAGGGGAGAGAAAGGGAGCUGAAAAGCUGAAAGUAGCUUUUCCCUUCAGUGCUUAGUCUUCGCCUGCUGGUGUCGGCACACGGGGUGUUUAAGUGGCGUUUCACUUCCAAGGCAUUUAUCUCCAAAGCCAGUCCAGCAGCGACAGCGAUGAACUGGUCAGGAUUGGAGAAUCUGCUGAGCGGAGUCAAUAAGUACUCCACGGCGUUUGGGCGGAUUUGGCUGUCCAUGGUGUUCGUGUUCCGGGUGUUGGUGUUCGUGGUGGCAGCUCAGAGGGUGUGGGGUGACGAAAACAAAGACUUUGUGUGUAACACCCGACAGCCCGGCUGUACCAACGUCUGCUACGACCACAUCUUCCCCAUCUCCCACAUCCGCCUGUGGGCGCUGCAGCUCAUCUUUGUCACCUGCCCGUCUCUGAUGGUGAUGGCUCACGUGAAGCUCCGUGAAGGAAAGGACAAGAAAUACGUCGAGCUGCACCAGGGCUCGCACCUCUACGCCAACCCUGGCAAGAAGAGAGGAGGCCUAUGGUGGACGUAUCUGCUGAGUUUGAUCUUCAAAGCUGGAUUUGACUCAGCUUUUCUCUAUAUCCUGUUUCGGUUAUAUGAUGGAUACGACCUGCCCAGGUUGUCCAAGUGUCAGCUGUCGCCGUGCCCCAACACCGUUGACUGCUUUAUCAGCCGUCCGACGGAAAAAAAGAUCUUCAUGCUCUUCAUGGUCAUCUCCAGCGCGGUUUGCAUCCUCAUGUGUAUCCUCGAAAUGAUUUACCUCAUCGGCAAGCGCAUCAUGAAGAUAUUAAAGAUCCGACGUGAGAACGAGAGGCUCGUCUUCGCUGAGCAGCACGAGCUCACUACCAUUACUCCAUCCCGCUCUCAGUGCAGAAGCAGGAGAGAUCCGACACUGACCGACAGCGAGCUGGAGCUAAGCAAGAGGAAGGAUGCUAAAACUACAGUACUCUAGCAUUCUGCACGCUGCAAUCAUGGCUCGCCAACAGGAACAGAAAAUACCCAAUAAGACUACUGAAACUGAUCAAAAAGGGUUGUUCCUGUGGAUUAUGAUCCUCUCAUCCAGCUGCAUGUGAAACGUUCAUGAUGUCAGCUGGGUUAAAGAAAUGGCACCUAGAGCUGCUGACCGGAAAACACUGCUGAAGAAGAGGACUGUCAGCGGUCCGACAUCGCAUUUUUUCACUGUUUAUGCCACAAAGAUGCGAGGACAAACAUUCAGGUUAUUCCGUAUCAACAAGAUAAAUUAAAUGGAAUUUAAUUUUAGGUUAUUGAUUUAAGAAUCUGCAGCAAACGACGAUUUAAUUAAUUGUCUCACACCAUUGUAAAUAUUGCAGAUUACAACACUUGCUAUCUAAACCUGCACUGUGUAGUUUAACAUCUUUACACUGACAGAAAGGGGGUGUUUGGCUGGUUCGGACACUUAAGAUGUGUCACAGGAUGUGAAAUGAGUUUGAGAUUCCUGCUUUACACUAAGAUACAGCCCGGCUUGUUCUGCUCUGAGGUCUAAGGUGCAUUUAAUGCACAGUUUUUGUAGUAAAACUGCAACCCUGACAAAGAUCUAACAAUUUUGUAUAUAAUUCUAAAGAGUAAAAUAAUAUUCAAUGAAAUGUGUGUUAAUUAUAGACACGUCUAUUCUUGUGCUUUAAUAAGGCCACUGUAAUGUCACGGGGCAGCCAUGGAGGCAGGAGGUCUGUCCCCAGUUAAAAACAUCAGGUGUGGUUUUUAUUUCUGACUUUUCUGAUACUUAAACAGGAAAAUAUGUCAAAUGUAACCAAAGCUGUUGAUUUACUGAUCGAUCUACACUCCCACCAUCAUCCAUGGUCUCAUCUAUGCCCCAAAAAUUAGAUUGUGGAUAAGGCGUCUGGUCUCAUUAGACUAAAGUGCCAAGUAGGUGCCUUCUAAGUGAGGAGCAUGAGAUAAGAUCUUGGGGCACACUGGUGAGAUUAGAACAAGGGCAGGGACAGGAUGGGCUCCUCUGGUUAGCUUGGAGCAGCAGAUGAAUGGAUGGAUUUUUUUCCUGUGCUUGCUCUUGAUUAUCAAAUCUGGUGGUACCUAAAUGACAACAGAUGGGUGUAAAAACUGUGCCUUGGGCCCUUUGACCUUCAGGCAAAAAUGCCGGACUGCGAUAUCCAAAUUGUGGUCAGUAGUCCCCCUGCUGGACUCUACAGGUACUGCAGUUGAGUCCAAGAGUUAAGUUAAAGCCACAGAAUUUGAAAUAUGAUAUUUAAGUCAUUUUUUUUAUCUCACUUUUGGAAAGAAGUCAGUCGGAGUAGCUGUCAGGUGGUGGAAGCAACGUUUUACAGUAAAGGAGAAAAUAUCUGACUCUCACUAAGCGUUAUCAGAGCUGAAGUUUGGGAAUGGUUAGAAAGCAAACACAAGUGAUCUGCUGUUUUAGACACAUUUUUGCUGUGUGGCCUGUUAAGAUCAGCUUUCAUCAUCAGGUUUUAAAAUUUACCUUUAAUUACGGUUAUCAGAUUUUUACUAUUUAAAGUGGAGAGUGUGAACCUUAAGCUACAGUCUUUGUGUGAUUUUUACGAGACGUGUCUACUUUAAUCUCUCGUUUAAUCUUCGCACUCACUUCUGCUCUGACUAUGAGUCAGCUGGAAUGACAUGCUGUGGUCCAAGAUUAUUUUUUAUAUAAAUAACAGGCUGUUGUUGACAUUACAGUGAUAUAUUUAUCUGCUUGUAAUAAAAAAGAAAACUGAUUAUAAA